This is a messenger RNA of Fraxinus pennsylvanica, 1113 nucleotides long. Lineage: Eukaryota; Viridiplantae; Streptophyta; Magnoliopsida; Lamiales; Oleaceae. The record is from the annotation of a GenBank genome assembly.
AUGUCUUGUAUUUGGACUAUAAUCUUUCUUAGUUUCUUAUUCCUUAACCUCUCAGAGGCUAAACAUCAGAACAAGCUUCAUUCUGCAGUUGUUGUCGGCACUGUCUACUGUGACACAUGCUUCCACCAAGAUUUCUCCAAGGCCAGCCACUUCAUCUCAGGUGCAUCUGUUGCUGUAGAAUGUGAGGACACAGGUUCAAGGCCGGGUUUUCGACAGGAAGUGAAAACAAAUGAACAUGGAGAAUUCAAGGUUAAUUUACCUUUCUCAGUGAGCAAACAUGUGAAGAAGAUCAGGGGGUGCUCUGUGAAGUUAAUCAGUAGUGGCGAGCCGUUUUGUGCGGUGGCAGCUACCGCAACUUCUUCUUCGUUACAUCUCAAGUCAAGAAAGGAAGGGACACACAUUUACUCAGCAGGGUUUUUCACAUUCAAACCCUUGAAACAGCCAGAAUUAUGUGAUCAAAAGCCAAUAAUUAAGAAUUCAAAAGAAUUGGAUUCUGAAAAGUCCUUAAUUUCAAAUCCCAAUGAUCCCACAUUUGCACCACCAAUUCAAGAUCCCCGGUCCGAUCCACCGGCAUUAGGCCAAUUCUUGCCACCACUGCCGCAACUUCCACCCCUGCCGCCUCUGCCGGGGCUUCCCAACCUGCCGCCCCUUCCAGGAAUGCCGAAUUUUCCACCAGCAGUGCCCAAGAAGCAAACAACACUCAAGGACUCUACAAAAGCAUCUGGGUUAGUAGAUAAAAAAGUGACUGAUGCUUUUAUUUUCCCACCAAUUCCGCUUAAUCUACCGUCUCUACUUCCUCCCAUUCCCUUGCUGCCACCACCAUCUAUACUUCCUCUUCCUCCUAUCCCCUUGCUGCCUCCGCCUUCGAUUCUUCCUCCAAUUAUCCCAUCUCCGCCUCCUUCAAUAUUUCCUCCAAUUCUCCCAACACCUUCGCCGCCAUCUUUCAAGCUACCACCAUUAAUACCAGGUUUAACUCCAUCUCCACCAACACCCUCACCGUCAUUUCCAUUUGUUCCUCUCCCUCCAUUUCCCUUCCAGCCCACACCUGGCUUCCCACGACCUGGAUUGCCACCGGCUGACGUUUCUUCUCCAUCAAAGACGGCCUCUCCUUGA